AUUAUUUCCAUCAAAAUUCAAACAGAAGACGGUCCAAUUACUUAAGAGGGGAAAUCUUGGAUAUUCAAAACAAGCUUUCAAAAGAGUCAUCUUAAAACUCUUCUAAAUAAGUACAAGUGGAGAAAUUUGCACGCACUUUGCCUACCAGCUUCCUUUUCCUCACUAUUCAUGAAGAAAUCGUGUCUUUUUCAUUAUUCCUACCAUAUAUAUAAACCCUUAAAACUAUCCACAAAACAGGUAUGCAAGGCCUUUGGUGUGAAGGAUUAGCAAUUUUUCAAUCAGGUUUGAGCUUAGCUUUAGAAGUUGAGAAUAUGGAGCAAAAGAAGAUCAGUAGCAGCAGCAACAACGCAGUUAUAAGAGAUGAGGAUGAAUAUAAAGGUGUACCAAUUCAUAGCCAAGUCAUGAAGAUAAAGCAAGAGUUUGAGAAGAUCAAGCAUCCAUCACUGCAGCAGCCAGAUAUGAGAAGGGUUCUCCGAGAGAUUACCAGGCAACGGUCCCGAUCCCCUCUAGGAUUAGCUGAAAGACCCAUAUCAGUUGGGAAUUCAUAGGAGCUACCAUAAUACACCUGUAGAAGAGAAGAAAGAGAAAUGGUUACUCUCAUGGCAGCAGGUUUUUAGGAUUAGUCUUGUUUCAAGUUUUUUUUUUUCUCCCCGCCAGUUUCUGGAUCUUUGUUCUAUCUGCAGUAGGUAUCCUCCAACAUGUUUAUGGAGAAAACCUUUUCUCUUUCUUCUCUUCGGCUUCUUCUUCUUUUGCCCUGUUCAUAAUAGUUUUUCUUCCAUUAAUAUCUAAGAGCUUCUUGUAUAGAUUAAACCAGCUUCCUCUGUUUCCUUCUCUAGUUUGAUUGUAGCAAAUCACGUAUCUGGCUUUUGACGCCCCAGUUUCCUAUUUAUCGAAACUUCUUUUAUUAA
Molecule: messenger RNA, 908 nt
Organism: Gossypium arboreum
Lineage: Eukaryota; Viridiplantae; Streptophyta; Magnoliopsida; Malvales; Malvaceae
Exons: 1
Coding region: 240-548 (102 amino acids)
Source: RefSeq, a predicted model, not a curated record